Molecule: messenger RNA, 2613 nt
Organism: Trichoderma gamsii
Lineage: Eukaryota; Fungi; Ascomycota; Sordariomycetes; Hypocreales; Hypocreaceae
Exons: 4
Coding region: 1-2613 (870 amino acids)
Source: RefSeq, a predicted model, not a curated record
AUGAACGAUCCAAGACGCCUCUACUCCCUUCGCUCGCUCCCUGCAUGUAUCGCCUGUCCGUGGCUUGAACAAAGUCUGUACAACAACUUUACAGUACGAAAGACACCUUCUUUGAACAGAUUGCAUCUGAAACGAGUGCUAUUUGUGACCGUCUACAUGCCCCUGCUGAUGGGCAAAUGCGAUAAUGCCACAAAGAACAUUCGAAACAUUUUUGAACCCCGAAGCGCUCAAAGAAAGUCGAAAGCCCGCCCGCUGAUGUCCCUGAUUGAAGAUGUCUACGCACCUCUAGACUGGGAAGUGACAUCAAAGCCAGGAGCCUUGAAAAGUUAUAUAAUGCAGAGUUCCCGAUCGUUGAUCAACUGGUUUCGUCUCCAGCACUUCGUCUCCAUCAGCCAUGCUGAUCUACUAGGAGAAGAGCAGCGAAACUCAUACCGGCUGCUCUUUGACUGGUGGACAGCAGCCUACGGUCGCCCUUCGACUCCUCUCUUAUACUGCUCUCAGUUACAGUUUCUUGUUCAUCAGACACCACGCUUGAGACGCUUCACCGAUAGAUACAAAGAGCUGUGGAUCUGCAUACAGAGCAACCUUUCAGAGACACUGAGCGACUUGCAGUCCAGAGAGGCAGGACAUUCCGAUUACGACAAGGCCUUAUAUCGACUCUUCGUGGCUGAAUUCGGCGACUUUCGCACAUGCGUCGAUGAAGCCAGCGAAGGCUACUCUACACUGCGCGCUCAUAGGAUACAUGCGGCAAGAGAGGCCUAUUACCGGCAAGCCUCGUUGCAUUGUUCGCAAAUAAGCGACCGGAGUUCUGAUACUCGGCCUGGAUCCUUUAGUCCUAUGCUUGCCAGCAGAAAUGGGACUGGAUUCACACACGAGUGUUCCUGGGUUCGUCCAGUCGAAGCGUCCAGUCUAUGCCCCCCCCCGACACUUGAUUGUGGCCCUCGUAUCGCAGCAUGUCCAUGGCUCAAGGACAAGCAGGAGGAUUCCUUUGGCCUUGGUGGAUGGCCCGAGUAUCUGUGGCAUCUAAAUAACAGAUGCUUGGUCCGAACUCGGGACUUGGGCCCAAAGCGUCCUGCCUAUACUGCGAUCAGUCAUACAUGGGGCAGAUGGAUGAGCGAAAACGAUGGAUACUACAUACCAAACGGCAUGAAGUAUCGUGUCCCUCAAAAUGCCAUGUUCGAUAUAAAAUCUCUACCGCAAAGCCUACAUCGCCUUGGUACCAAGAUUGAUACCGAUUACGCCUGGUUAGAUCUAGUCUGUAUACCACAGGGAUGCAAGGGCGAAGCGUUAGACAAAGAGCAUAGCAUUCUCAAAAGGCAAGAAAUAUCACGACAAGGCUCAAUAUUCCGCAAUGCUAAGCGUGCAAUUGCUUGGUUCCAUGACGUCGAUGAUUUUUCUUGCCUUGGAGGGCUCAUCGAAUUCGCUGCCUUGUCAAUGAUCGGCAUAGACGAGACGCUCAAGGAGGAGUCGCAGCAUGAGCGAGAGCGGAGAAUGGCUGGAGCAUUGUCGCAGAUGGAGGAUGGGUUAACAGAGCUCUCUUCAAAGCCGGAGGAUACGCCCAAAGGGCCGGAAACUGUGUCUAAGACCCGACAUGUGGCUUGCGACAUGGGAUUGGAAGUUUCUUUGUUUGGGAGGAAACACUCGGAUACCUUUAAAUGGGGCUUUGUGUAUCCUCCAGAAGAGUUGCGCAAGUGGGAAACGUUGACCGGCCUCAGCGAGCUCCUGAGCCUCCGACAGAUUGACAUUAUUCGGCUUAAAGACCUGCGGUACUGCAAAGAAGGGAGGUCAGAGGCCAUAAUGUCGGUUGUUGGUGCCAGCCGGUGGUACGAUCGAGUUGUCGCGGGUCAAUACAGUCCGGAGUCGGAUUUGAUUCUUAAUAAGUACUGCAGAGCGUUCAUCAGCGAGGUAAAACGCUUGAUUCCGACUGAGUUUUACAUGGGCUAUACGAAACAUGUGUCCAUAUAUGAAGAGGGUCGGAUGAAGGCAGCGCACACUUUUACCUGCUUCGAUGGCAAAGGCACCGUACGCGACUAUUCAGCCUCGGGCUCGUCUGGAACAAGUGGCUCUCUGAUGCCAUUCGGAACAGCCGGUGAAUGCUUUGGGACAAACGCGGCUCUUUGGCUAGGCAACCAGCAGGCACACGACUCGGUUUCUUCAUGGGCCAUCGAUGAACUUGGCCGAGUUAUGAUCAAAAGGGCUUGUAUACUAGCUCCAAGCCGCAUUGCAGUCUCCAAAACCCAGGGCAUAACCAACGCAACUAUUCAAAGUGCUUUCGACGACAAACGUCUCAAGAAAAAAAUGCCCCUUUUUAAAAAGAAGAAACCAAUUAAUUUGGCCGACCUGCCUCAAUUUGGCAGGGGGGAGUUCGGGACAUACUUUGUUGUUAUAUCAAGCCUUUUCGAAAACGCAAACUAUGCUCCUGGAUUUGGUGUGCCGUCUUCUCAAGUGCGGAUCCAAGGUAUAAUGCUUCGCGCCGUGGGGCAAAAGUCUGAAGAAACUCGAGGAUCACGACUGUUGAUUCCUGAAGGAUCUUUUUACAUGACGUUACAGACAAAGGCCGGUACCCUAUUCGAGCUUCCGGAAGAGUGUGCAGUUGACUGGAUUGUGUUAUAA